CCACCGCGAGCGCCGCCUCCGCGUCUUGGCGGGGGCCACUUCCGCUUCCGUUACUGGGACCAAGACCCUCGGCUGUUGCCGCCGCCGCCGCCUUUGCUGCCAUGACUGCCACUCUUCGCCCCUAUCUCAAUGCUGUGCGCGCUACCCUGCAGGCCGCCCUGUGCCUGGAGAACUUCUCGUCCCAGGUGGUGGAGCGGCACAACAAGCCGGAGGUGGAAGUCAGAAGCAGCAAGGAGUUACUGCUGCAGCCAGUGAUCAUCAGCAGGAAUGAGAAAGAAAAAGUCCUAAUUGAAGGGUCAAUCAACUCUGUGCGAGUCAGCAUUGCAGUGAAGCAGGCCGAUGAGAUUGAGAAGAUCCUGUGUCACAAAUUUAUGCGCUUCAUGAUGAUGAGAGCAGAGAACUUCUUCAUUUUACGUCGGAAACCAGUUGAGGGCUACGACAUUAGCUUCCUGAUCACAAACUUCCAUACAGAGCAGAUGUACAAGCACAAGCUGGUGGACUUUGUCAUUCAUUUCAUGGAGGAAAUUGACAAGGAAAUCAGCGAGAUGAAGCUGUCCGUCAAUGCCAGAGCUCGCAUUGUGGCAGAGGAGUUCCUGAAGAAUGGUCAAGUGGACACCAAGCACGGGGGGCAAGCCACAAAUGUGCAUGAGUCCUCAGAGGUAGCAGGGAGACAGUAUGAGCCGCAACUAAGAAACGCCAAACAGCCGCACGGGAGUCUUGCGGAGGAGCUGGGCCCUCGCCGGCGGCGGGAACGGGAGCCUCAGCUUUUCGGGGGCGGGGAAGGGACUCGGAAACUGCCCACAUACCUGUUCACUGUGAAUUGCUGGACAGGCAGUGGAGCUGGCACCAAGAAUAUGCAGUUGGGCCCAAAGUGUAAAGCAGGAGGGGACAGUGACGCUGGAGGGGGCAGAAGGACCAGCAGAGGAGUUGGCAGACUGAAGCCUGAUGGAGAUGCCCCCUCCAACGUCGAACGUACACAACUGCACCCCACUCGCCGUCAUCCAUCCACUGCUCCUAGUACCAGCAGGUAUAGACCAGAAGGAGAUGCAGCCUCUCUGAUAGAGGGACGCUCACCUCGCAGCAUCAGCUUCAACUCUUCCUUCAACCCAGACCGCCUCAAGCAAGCCAGGCAGUUUGUGGAGAGAGCCAUCAAGCAAAGGAAGAUCUUCAUGGUGAACGGCCCUUACCCUGUGAUUCGGAGACGGCUGCUUGGCAGGGGCUGGGUGGAGAGGAAGUUUCCCAAGGUGGCUAAAGUAGUGAAUAAGCGAGAACGUCUGCCUGAUGGGGACCAGGAUGAAGAGGGUGAUGACAGUGAUGGGCCUGAGGAAGAUGAGGAGGAAGAGGGGGAAGAGGAACAGGAUGAUGCCAUUGAUAGUACCUAUAGCCUCAUGUCAAGGUUGGUUCGCAAUCAGAUCCCCUAUUUCAUCUGGACCAACCGGCGUGAUGUCAUUGACUGCCGCCUCCUGCGCAAAGAUCAGAUGAUGAACCACUAUGCCAAGGCGGGCACCUUCACCACCAAGGUAGGGCUGUGUCUUAACCUGCGAAACCUGCCAUGGUUUGACCAGGCUGAUGCCGAUACCUUUUUCCCACGUUGUUACCGCCUUGGAGCUGAAGACGAAAAGCAUGCCUUUAUUGAGGAUUUCCAGCUCACUGCAGCCAGGAGCCUUCUCAAAGUGGUGGUGAAACGAUACUGGAAUGAACCCCCCGACACGACAAGACCGGAUGCUAAUCAGAAUGAGCCCCCAAAUUUCCCAGAGACUCCAGUCAAGCAGUACCACAGCCGGAAGAAAGGGGUCCUGCUCCCAUCCCAGCUGAUUGAGACUGCGAUACAUGCCUGCGAGGAACACAUGAGCAGCUUGAGGCACCAGGACAUUGACAGAGAAUCUGGUUCUCCUUUGCUAAUGAAAAAGUCGCACUGGGAAAAGUUUCUACAUGGAUACUACCAGCUAGCCCAUGAGGGGGCGCAGAUAGUGCAGACAGGUGACCACGUCGAGCGGUGCGAAGACGUCCUUCACCGACUGUCAAAGGUCGUCCCGCAGCUGGACAUGGAAGGGGACAGGAACAUAUGGAUUGUGAAGCCAGGAGCCAAGUCACGGGGCAGAGGCAUCAUGUGCAUGGACCGCUUGGAGGAAAUAGUGAAGCUAGUAGACUGCGACCCCAUGAUCGUAAAGGACGGCAAGUGGGUGGUGCAGAAAUACAUUGAGACGCCCCUGCUCAUCUUUGGCACCAAGUUUGAUCUGCGCCAGUGGUUCCUGGUGACCGACUGGAACCCACUGACCAUCUGGUUCUACCAGCAUAGCUACAUCCGCUUCUCCACGCAGCCCUUUUCCCUACACAAACUGGACACCUCCAUCCACCUGUGCAACAACUCCAUCCAGAAGCACUACGAGAACUCGUUGAACCGCCACUCUGAGCUCCCCCGCGACAACAUGUGGUCGUCUGAGCAGUUCCAGGCUCACCUGCGACAGAUGGGGGCCCCCGAGGCGUGGUCCACAGUGAUUGUGCCCGGCAUGAAGGCCGCAAUCAUUCACGCCAUGCAGACCUCGCAAGACUUAGUGGAGUUCCGCAAAAACAGCUUUGAGCUCUACGGCGCAGACUUCCUCUUUGGAGAAGAUUACCAGCCGUGGCUGAUUGAGAUCAAUGCCAGCCCCACCAUGGCAGCCUCCACUGCCAUCACUACCCGCCUUUGCGCCAGCGUGCAGGAGGACACCUUGCGUGUGGUCAUCGAUCGCAAGUACGAUCGCAAUUGCAACACGGGGAACUUUGAGCUCAUCUACAAACAGGCAGCUGUGGAAAUCCCUCAGUACGUUGGCACUAGCCUUUUGGUAGAAGGCUCCACCGUCAAGAGGCCUCCACCCCAGAGAAGCCCCGUGCCUGGUGACACCAGGAACAGCAGCGGGCCGCAGCCACCCAAGCCUAAGCUGAUCUACCGGCGCAGUAACCAGGAUACCCCUCGAGCCCCCACCCCGUGCUGGGCGUCCGCCAACGGCAAGGCGACCGAGCCUGCGGCUCCUGGGAAGGAGAACAAAGCCCGGGAGAAGGCGCCUGGCAGCAAGGUCCCCGAUUCGACGCCCGCAAGGUUCAAGCUGCCCAGCAAGCUCAACGCAGACCCCCGCAACCGGAAAGUGCAGAUGGUCCAUAGCAUGGCUACCGCCAUGGUCGUCCCGGCGGGCAAGCUGUCUGGCCCGGCUCAGCCCUGUGCCACGCCCAGCUCCCAGAGCCUAGCCCCCCAGGAGCCCGCCCUCCACCAGGCCAAGGAUCCCAAAGGCACCAACGCAGUGGCUCAGGUGCCCGGCAAGGCAGCCCCAGUUCCAGGCCUGGCUGCAAUUCACAAGCUCCCCUGCCUCUUCUGCAACGGAAAGGCCAUGGCAAGUUGGCAAGUGCUGUGCUGCUCCAGAGCUGGGCCUCGGCGGCGGCUUCCUAGGACUCCCAAAUUCUUCUACCGCAAGGCGGUCAUCUCAUGCCAGACUCAGGAUGUGCAGCAGCUGCCACCCCUGGUACCAGCUUUUGAAAAUCAGAUGUCUGUAUUGCCUCCAGUGGGGGGGAAAGGAGACUAUGAAACCACAUGCAAUAAUCCCGCCACGGCAGCCGACUCGAUGCCGUCAGGCUUGGUAAAAAUUUGAGAAGGAACUCCAGGAGAGUUGCACGUAGAAAUCCACUCUGGCUUGGAACUUUGAGAAGACCUCUAGUGGAUCGUGUAGUGCCCGAAUCAAUUGUCUAUAGAUUCUAAAGAUGACUGGGUCUCUCUUCUGCUUCCCCGAAACAACCGCCAGGCUGCAGAAUUAGGUUGAUCCUAGGCUCUUCCCCAUCACAUGAUUGAUAACUUUUGGAAGUCUUCCAACCAUCAACGUGAAAAAUGCAGCACCCUGGGAGAC
Messenger RNA from Lacerta agilis (Sand lizard), 3875 nucleotides. Its product is annotated as tubulin monoglycylase TTLL3. The record is from RefSeq and is a predicted model, not a curated record. Lineage: Eukaryota; Metazoa; Chordata; Lepidosauria; Squamata; Lacertidae. The transcript is spliced from 23 exons. Bases 102 to 3623 code for a protein of 1173 amino acids. Gene Ontology annotation, biological process: protein polyglycylation; actin filament polymerization; cilium movement. Gene Ontology annotation, cellular component: actin cytoskeleton; Arp2/3 protein complex; cilium. Gene Ontology annotation, molecular function: protein-glycine ligase activity, initiating.